UUGAACAGGGUGAUACGGAUGGGGUAGAUCAGGAGGAGAGAGAAAAAGGACCUAAAAAUGUGCAGUUUAGCAGACGUUGGAGAAGUCCUUGUGUACGGCAUUGGGUUGAACAUUUUCUGGGUGAAUGUGAGGUGCUAUGGUCUGUGUUCUGCUGUAGCCGGAUCUCCAGAGCUCAACUCCCAUGAACGGAAUGAGCGAGCGAGGCGAUAACCCAGCUGCCAUUCCUGUUGUUCCCCAGGAUGUCCAGGGCGACGGCCGAUGGAUGUCACAGCACAACCGGUUUGUCGCUGAUACCAAGGACAAAGAGCCUGAUGUGCUGUUUGUGGGGGACUCCCUGAUCCAGUUAAUGCAUCAGUUUGAGAUCUGGCGGGAGUUAUUUUCCCCUUUGCACGCCUUGAACUUUGGAAUUGGAGGAGACGCCACUCAGCAUGUUUUGUGGAGGCUGCAAAAUGGAGAGCUGGAAAACAUACGGCCAAAGGUGAUCGUGCUGUGGGUGGGCACGAAUAACCACGGCCACACGGCAGAGCAGGUGGCCGAUGGUAUCGAGGCCAUCGUCCGACUCCUUAACCAGCGGCAGCCCCAGGCACAUGUCGUCGUGCUGGGCCUGCUGCCAAGGGGGAAGGAGCCAAACCCCCUGAGGGUGAAGAACACCCGGGUGAAUGAGCUGAUGCAGGCCAGGGUGUCUACCCUGGGCCGCACCUGCUUCCUGGAUGCAGACCCUGGCUUCGUUGGGCCAGACGGCACGCUCAGCCAUCAAGACCUCUACGACUACUUGCACCUGAGCCGCCAGGCUUACGGACGGGUCUGCAAGCUGAUUCACACCCGCGUCGUGCAGCUGCUGGGGGAGGCUGCUCGCAACCCCUGACCGGGAGGGGGGGAUGAUGGUGGUGGGGGGAGGGGCUGGGGAGUCGGUCAUAUUCAAAUAAUGAAACCGCACUGGGUCACUGUAAACUCCCCACCCACAGUGCGGAGGGAGGGGGUAUGUCUAGGGCAAGGGAGCUGGUAUCUGUGGUGGUGAGAGGGGCAAGGGGUUGGGGGAAGUCUGGCAUAUGUAGAUGAGUGAGGGAGGGGAGAAAAGAUGAUGCCGCUGGGACUUAAGUUGAAUUGGUUCAGUUCACUGAGAGGGUAGAAUGAGCUGUCAGUGUAAGUGGUGAAUGCAGACUCAAUUAUAAUAGUCAAGAGGAGUUUGAAUAAUUACAUGGAUGGGAGCGGUACAGAGGUAUGUGGUGUGGGACCAUGGAUGGGGCUAGGUCAGCAUGGACUAGAUGGGCUGAAGGACAUGCAGUACUCUGACUCCAAGGAAUUAGUCAGCUUGUGAUUGUAGCGGCAACACAGGAGACUAUCGGCACUGGAGUCUGGAACAGCACACAAAGGUGCUGGCGGAACAAAGUGGGUCAGGCAGCAUCUGUGGAGGGAGGUGGGCAGUCAAUGAUUGGGGUUCAUCCUUCAACUGGGUUGCUUUGGGUGGAGACCCUUAAGGUGACUCGAUGAACAGUCCAGACGAAGGGUUUCAGCUUGAAAGGACAGCUGUCCAUUCCCCUUCCUUCCAAGAUGCUAAGUCCCUCCAGCAUUUAGUGUGCUGUUUGGUUACCAGUGUUGGUCACUUGUCCAGAACUCCAUCCAGUCUUCUCCUAUGGGAUCGUCAACUCCCCCCCCCCCCCCCCCCCCAGAAACCUCCCCUAUCCACUGAGUCACCAUUUCUCCGGACACCCGGUUCUUCCCCUGGCCCUCAAUCUUUGUCUAUGGGUGAAGUCGGUUUGGGGCUUUCUGGUUUCGCCAAGGGACACAGUCUUCCAACAUUCCCAUGGGUCCUGAGACCUCCAUGUCUGCAGUUUGGACGUCCUGCUCCCUGUAGUUCUUCCACCUUGUUCACACUUUGGCUCUGAACCCCUGCGCCUCAAGCUGCUGAGAACGCUGAGUGACCAGGUCUCUCAGGAAAACCCAGCUACCGCUUAUGCAAGCACCACACGAUCUGGGGGAGGUGCAUGUGAUGUUCGGUUCCCUGGAGUUGACAGGAGGUGACUCAGUAACUCAAUAAAUUACAUGUUCUGCGUUAAAUAAAGUUGGUUUCCACAGAA
This is a messenger RNA of Hypanus sabinus (Atlantic stingray), 2078 nucleotides long. RefSeq names its product platelet-activating factor acetylhydrolase IB subunit alpha1-like. The coding region runs from base 182 to 865 and encodes 227 amino acids. NCBI's taxonomy places the organism in Eukaryota, Metazoa, Chordata, Chondrichthyes, Myliobatiformes, Dasyatidae. The record is from RefSeq and is a predicted model, not a curated record. The transcript is spliced from 6 exons.